This is a messenger RNA of Protopterus annectens (West African lungfish), 3126 nucleotides long. It is a transcript of the gene SH3BGRL3, whose product is annotated as SH3 domain binding glutamate rich protein like 3. The transcript has 3 exons. The record is from RefSeq and is a predicted model, not a curated record. NCBI's taxonomy places the organism in Eukaryota, Metazoa, Chordata, Ceratodontiformes, Protopteridae. Bases 106 to 384 code for a protein of 92 amino acids. Gene Ontology annotation, cellular component: cytoplasm.
AUGUGGGAGAGACGUGGGUUGGGCACCUGGAGAGUUUAGGGGUUUAUGCGAAGUAACAGUAUAGUGUUCGUGAAUUUCUGUAGAUAAGCAUCCAGAGCAGCGAUAAUGACUAUUAAAAUUUAUUAUACUACCGUCACUGGAUCUAGAGAGGUGAAAACCCAUCAAAAUGCUGUGACUCAGGCUUUGGAUAGCAAGGGUAUUAAAUAUGAGUUGGUGGACAUCUCCCAAGACAGCUCACUUAGAGAUGAUAUGAGAUCCAAGUGCGGAAAACCCACGGCAAUGCCUCCCCAGAUAUUCAAUGAAGAACAGUACUGUGGGGACUAUACACAGUUUGCAGAAGCAGUGGAAGAUGAUGCUGUGGAACAGUUUCUGAAGCUAGCUUGAGUGGUCCUCUCAAAACAAGUUGAUUCUUCUCUUCAGCACCAAGAUUACCCCAAGCUUCUGUCCUGCACAGUAUGCCAAAAAAGGGAGCAUUUCACUGCAUUUCAGAAAUCCCAACAUGUUUUUAUGUUCUUUGGCCUGUUAUAGUUUCCCCUUCUGUGUUGUACCUGUCUUGCUGCAUCUACUGCUUGUUAUGUUAUAGGGUCCAAAUAUAUCACAAAUUCCAGUGUUUGUAUUUUUUUUCUUUUUUUUUAUACACUUAUUCUUUUAUUUUGCAUGACUAACUGUGAAUGUAAUGUUUUUUCACUUAACUGUAUUGAUUGGAAUGAGAUUAUUGCACACGAAUAUCAAAAUGUACUCUCUACACAGACCAUUUUUGUAGGGAGACAGGUUUUAUGCAAUAUUUUGUUAAGUCUUAAGAAUUUAUAUUUGUAUUAAUCUGUCGUAAUUGGUGAUGUCUUUCCAGUCCUAUGAAUAGACAGAUGUACUUAACUUUCAAGAAGGUGUGUGUGUGACUUUAAUGUACGGUUAUAGCGUGUCCAUUUCAUUUUACCAUAUAGUUUUUGAUUGAGGCAAAUGUGUAGAAGCUGAUGUUGAUCUUUUAUUUCUGUUUUUCUUUUGAUUUACCUGCUGCUCUGACUUGGUAAUGUGCUGUCAUUCUGCGUAAUGAAGUUGAGGACUGUCAACUGUAUAGAUAUUUUAGCCUUUACAUUCCUGUCUACUGACUUUGGGAAAUCAAAUAGCCUUUUUUCAUUUAGAGCGCACACAUGUACUGGUGAAUGUCCCUAGACAGUUGUAUACAGUACGAAAUGCAUUUGGUGACAGACCUUUGACCGUUACAGUAAUUUAAAUGGGGGAAAGAUUGCUUAUUAGAUUACUGCAAUGUUUUGUGGUGAUCAGUUCCACACUGCUUGUGUAAAUACGAUUUUUAUUGGUGUCUUAUAGACUGCAUACCAUUCUACCUCCCCAGCUUGAACUGUUAAUUUGUACCUCUUGUAUUUUCCACUAAAAUGUAAUGGUUAUGAAAAUGUACCUUUUUUUUUUGGGGGGGGGGUGAGCUAUGAAAUGUACUGGCUUUCUGGAGUUAAAUUCUGUUAACAUUUUAAGGGAAAUGUUUUAAUGAUUUAAACUCCUGUAAAGCUAAAAAAUAUUCUUUAAAGUUGUAGCUUUUUCAAAACAUUCCACUUUAAGGAAUUACAUGGCCUUUCAUCUGUGGUGGCCAGCCUUUACACUUUUCCUGUAACUAGUAAGUCCCAGCACCCUACCCCACCUGUGAAACCAUACCUGGGAUGAAUGCUCAGGGGGGUUGUUACUAUUUUUUUUUUUUUUUUUUAUUCUGUGGGUCAGAUGAAUGUUUUGUGAGUUAAAGCAGUAAUGGUCAGCAUCAGAAAUGCUUGAUUCUUAUAAGUAGUUUCAUACUUUCAUUUUCUUUUAAGUGGGGGUGGUCUAAACAUUUUCGUAAUGUUUUUGAGUUGGAGUCUUGCAGCUUUGCAGGAUUGGCCUGGAGAGCUAUAAUGAUCUGGUAAUAUAAAAUGUAUUGUUGAGCCUAAAUGGCUUGCCUCUUACGUUAGCUGUAGACAGACUAUCAUUAACUAUUGGUAGAAGAAGAACAUAUUCUCCAUGGAGCUUUUAAUAGUUUUCAAAUGGAAAGCUUUUGUUUCCAUUGGACAUUAAUGGUUUAAUAUUGCAGUAUUUCUUUAACUCCCGAAAGCAUUGUUGGGGUAGCUUCUGAACUAGCAGCAGUAAUUUUAGGAGUAUACAUACAAACAGCAGUUAAUUUAUUGUUUUGCCACUGUAGGUGGCGAAAGCAGUGUGCAAGACCAAACUUGCCUAUCCUAAGUCAGAAUGUUGUGCCAUGUUAGUGUGGGUGUAUAUUCAGCACUUUUGGAGAAAUUGGGCUAAUUACCAAACAACAUCAAAAGUGUUCCUGCAGUGCUUUGUAAACUAAUACAGAUGGAAAUGUUUGUAAAGUGUAGCAUUUCCACAGAGGUUGCUUUUUUGUGUCUUACAGUUGUGACAUUCCUAUAACAAGAAUACAAACUAAGAUUGGUGCUUCAUUUUAGACCAGUGCAAAUGAGCUCAGUGAAGGUGUUCCCUGGAUGACUACUGUGCCAGUUGAGUGUGUUAAUACCAGUGUAAGAAAAUCAAGUAAUGAAUCCCAUACACAGACUGUUUCACAUUAAGAUUAAGGAAAUGCUGCAAUAAACUCUGAGCAUUUCCUUAAUUGUAUACAUUUUAAACAUCUAGAGUACAUUAGGUUGCAUCUGUGCUUGGCAGUGGUGUCAUUGGGUGUGAAGGCGUAGUCUUUGAACAUCUUUUUUUUUUUAAUAGAGUUGUGGUUUGGACAACCUCAGAAUAUACAAUGUUUAAGAUACUGAAAAUUCCAUGUAAUUCAAGUUAUUGUUACAAUUUUGGUUAAUUAAUGGCUACUUUCUUCAGAUGAACUGCAUGAGAUUUCUUAGUAAAGAAAAUGAAAUGCAAGAUGCUCAUUGUGAGAACUGUAGAAUGUAGGCAUUGCAUUUUAUCUUUGUCUUUUAAAACACACCUGUAUUUGCAGAGUUACAAUACUGUAGGUUAAUUCACUUCUGGUUGUUGCAGGAUAUUGAUUUAAAUAAUGUGGGCAGUAUUUCACUGUUUUCCUGAUUCCUGAAUGUGGUGUGUUCCCUUAUUUCUUAAGCUUAGCAUCCCUUUUUUCCUGCCAAAAAGUAUUGUCUUCCAAGAAGAUAUUAAAGGAAUUUGCCUGUU